UGGCAGGAUUCUUAUAUUUUGGUUUCUAUAAUACAGAUUCUGCUUAUUCUCUGCCUUUGCAGAGGGGAGAAUGUCUGCCCCUGUAGGUGAUGUGUCUGUAGCAUGAGUUUGUCCCGUGCUGUGUCAUGCGGCCCUGUAAGCGGGUUGUAACGGGAUGUCUCUGUCCCCUGCAGCCUGGGAAGCUGUUUCCCCUGCUAUGAUGCCAGGGCAGAUCCCCGACCCGUCGCUGACGGCUGGUGCGCUGCCCGGCCUCGGGCCCUUGACAGGCCUGCCUGGCACGGCCCUGACCGCCGAGGAGCUCAAGUGCGCUGACAUCCGCAACAUCGGCGCCAUGAUCUCGCCGCUCCAGUUCCUGGAGGUGAAGCUUGGCAAGAGACCCCAGCCUGUCAAAAGUGAGCUGGAUGAGGAAGAAGAGAGGAGGAAAAGGCGCCGGGAGAAAAACAAAGUAGCGGCAGCACGAUGUCGUAACAAGAAGAAGGAGAGGACGGAGUUCCUGCAGCGGGAGUCCGAGCGUCUAGAACUCAUGAAUGCUGAGCUGAAGGCCCAGAUAGAAGAGCUGAAACAGGAGAGGCAGCAGCUCAUCCUGAUGCUGAACCGGCACCGUCCCACCUGCAUUGUGCGGACAGACAGCAUCAAGACGCCUGAGAGUGAAGCCAACCCACUGCUGGAGCAGCUAGAGAAGAAGUGAAGGUGGCACAGGGCCAGGAGGAGGAGACAGUGGCACAGGGUCUUCCAGGGUCUUUAAUGUAUGUACUGUAUGAAGAACUGUGCACCCAGGCCUGGUGCAGCCAGGACCCAGUGGGCUUCCUUGGGAACUAUGGACCAAACAUGGGAACAGAGAAGAUCAGGAACCUGCCAGCCAUGUACUCUGAGGCUGAACCUAGGAGCAGAGCUGGCGGUGCCAGUGAGGGCAACCUCCCUGUGAUAGGUCAGCACACCCUUCAGCCUGCUCUCAGCCCUGGGACACACAAAACCACAGCGUGUCCUGCGAGGAGCACGCAGCCUGUGGGUAGCAGGGGCCGCAGGCUGAGGCGUGGCAGCUGGGCAGUGCCCACCAGCACCCUGCCCAGAGGCUGCUGCUGCUCCUGGCACAUGCUCCAGAGGAAACCCACACCCAAGAACCACAAACACUUGAUGCAGCCCCGUCUGGCGGGCAGGCCUGUCGGGGCUCGGUGGCGCAGGCGCCCCCCACAAGCACACUCAGUAUAAUGUUUACAGCCCAGCUGUCUGUGUCGGCCGUGCUUUUGAAUGCACAUUUUUACACUUUUUUAAAGUAUUUUUUACAAAGUUUUUAUACAGUGAUCUCUAUAUGGAUUUAUAUAAUCACUAGAUGUGAUCCCAUAGAAAUGUAUGUUAUAAUGGUCUGUUUGUUACAAACACAUAUGCCACAGUUAUCUCCAUUGUGUUACUUGUCCGGUAGCAUCCAGCUCCUUUCCUGGCAUGCUGGGAACGGGGCCCAAGCUGCCCUCUGCAGUGGUGUCGCCACCCUCUCCAUCCAUGUAUGUCCUUCAUAAUACUCAGUUCUGUAUCUCUCAGUAAAUGUUACCUUUGCGUA
Molecule: messenger RNA, 1555 nt
Organism: Passer montanus (Eurasian tree sparrow)
Lineage: Eukaryota; Metazoa; Chordata; Aves; Passeriformes; Passeridae
Gene: JDP2
Product: Jun dimerization protein 2
Exons: 3
Coding region: 155-688 (177 amino acids)
Biological process (GO): regulation of transcription by RNA polymerase II
Cellular component (GO): nucleus
Molecular function (GO): DNA-binding transcription factor activity, RNA polymerase II-specific; RNA polymerase II cis-regulatory region sequence-specific DNA binding
Source: RefSeq, a predicted model, not a curated record